Mesorhabditis belari is the source of this 1185-nucleotide messenger RNA. The record is from the annotation of a GenBank genome assembly. NCBI's taxonomy places the organism in Eukaryota, Metazoa, Nematoda, Chromadorea, Rhabditida, Rhabditidae.
AUGUCUCUAACCGCUUCCGGAGCGGCUCUCCUCUUCUCGGGGACGACUCUUGUGAUAUCGCUCCUCGCCGCUGCUCGUCUCUACACUGAAGUCUCCGAUAUGUGGACUGAGCUAGACACUGAUAUUGCGACUUUCAAAUCACUCACUGACAAUAUGUGGUCGGAUUUGGUUCAAAUGGGAGCUGGUACUGCGGCGAAUCGUGUCCGUCGUCAGGGCAAUUAUGGUGGUUAUGGAGCACAGGGAUCUCAACAAUCUGGCGGUUAUGGAGGAUAUGGAAAGCCGCAAUUCUCGACAGACGAUUUGCCAACUGGGCCACAAGUUGGUGGGCCUCCAAACUGUGUUCCAGGAACUGGAAUCGAAGGAAUCCCAUGCAGACCGAUUUUCCCUGGAGCUUCAACUGGCUUGUUUACCCCAAGUGGUCGUUUAUGCCAGUGUUCCGCUGAGAACUCUUGCCCUGCUGGUCCAGCUGGUCCAGUUGGAAGCCAAGGACCCGAUGGAUUUGAUGGACUUGAUGGACAAGAUGGAAAAGACGGACAAGAUGCUGAUGAUGUGGCUCAGCAUCCAGCCACUGGAUGUUUCCAUUGUCCACAGGGUCCACCUGGAGCUCAAGGACCCAAUGGAGCACCGGGAAUGAGAGGAAUGCGUGGAAGAAGAGGACAAAACGGUGCGCCAGGUCUUGACGGAAAUCCAGGAAUGCCUGGAGAUAUGGGACCACCUGGACCCCCUGGAUCUGACGGAAAUCCUGGAGAGCCUGGACCAAAGGGAGAUGAUGCUGAGAAACCCAUUUCUCGUCAAGGACCAAGAGGAUCACCAGGGGACGCUGGACCGGAGGGACCACAAGGAGAACAAGGACAGAACUCGCCACCAGGAAAAGCUGGACCUGAAGGAGAGCCCGGAGUGCCCGGAUAUCAAGGAGCCGCGGGAGCUGAUGGAGAGGAAGGACGUGAGGGUUCAACUGGUUCAGUCGGAAAAGAUGCCGAGUACUGCCAUUGUCCACCGAGAGAAGGCGGUUUCAGUCCACCAAGUGGAGGAGGACGGGCAGGAAAUCGCGGUGGAGCCGCUACAUUUGAGGAUUCGCCUAGCGGCAGCUCGGGAGGAUCAGCUGGUGGAAAUGGUGGAAACGGUUAUGGAGGCUACGGAGCACAGGUGCCUCCAUCAAACGAGCGAACUGGAUAUCGACACCUU